UUAAUUUGGUGAUGGAUAAUAAAGAAGAAAUAGAUAUUCAGUUGAAAGACAUACACCUUGUGUACGGGCUUCCAAUAGGAGGAAGGAAAAUAGUGGAACCGAAGAAGGAAGAAGAUGAAGAAUGGGUUUCAUUUCUGAGAACAUGGAGGGGAUUCUUUAACAUGGAAAGUGGAAGUCCAUACCUGUCAAAAGUAUUAGAUAGGUUGAAUGAGUUAUGUGAAAAAGACUUGUGUGAUGAAUUUUUAUGGCAUUUCAUGGUGUGUGUAGUGAAUACUUGUAUAUGCUCAACAUCAAGACCGGAAGUGGCAUACAAGUUUCUGUAUAGCAGCAUGGACAUACAGAAAAUUCCUGAAUUAGACCGGUGCCAUUACACUUUUGUAAAUAUGAAGAUAGCUGCUGAAAAAUGGAAAGGAGGAAAUUCUUAUUUCACUGGACCAUUGCCUUUCUUACUGAUUACAUAUUUUGACCGGUUGCAAAGGGAGAAGAUUGUGCAACCAAGAGAGUUCCCUCUCCUUUCAGUCUGGAACAGUGAGAGGAUAGAAGAAAGAAUGAAGAUUGAAAACAAGAGGGGCUUUGGAAAGGGGGUUGUGCUCAAAAGAAUAACUUAUGAAGGAUUACCAGAAGAACAAGUUGAAGAACACAUAUACCAGAAAGAUCCUCACUUGCAAUCAGGCUCAUCAACUUCAUCCUACAACAUUAUGGGCUUUCUGGACAAAUUUGGGGAUUUGGCUAAGGCACUGGCUUCAAAUAUCAACGAGAAGUAUGUUAUGGUAGAUAAAGCAUCUGACCUUUUCGAAGAAGGCGAUACAGCAGAGGAACUGAAAAGGCUGGUCGAUAAUAUUUGGAGCAAGUACACAAAUAAGCCAACUGAGCCAAUUCUGCCGGAAGCACAAGAAAAAGUCAAGAGUCCUUCAAUUCUUAGCCAGGACAAACAAAUGUUUGAUGAACCUGGAUUCAUUGAGGAAUCGGACGUGGUAAUGGCUAAGGUAUGGGAAGGUUACCAAGAAAGAAUAGGUAUGAGUAAGAAAUUUGUCAAGCCACGUCCAACAAAAAAGAAAAAGAAGGCAAGAGAUGAAUCUGAUAUACUAGGCUUCAAAUUGUUGACCCAAAGCCAAACCGAUGAAGAAGAAGAGCAACCCGUCCCAUUUGCUACAACAACGACACACAUCUUUGUUCCAGAAUAAGAAUCACCAGUGAUCCUUAGUGAUAUUCCAUCUUCAUCUGCAUUAAAACCAACAGAAGUGAUUUCUCUCGACAGUGCUGAAUCGUUUGAAAAUAUGGAUUUGGAUUUGGACUUGGAUCUGGCACUUGGAGUUCAAAAAUCCUUGGAAAAUACAGCAAACAAUGUCAAAAGCCAAGAACCAACAGACACAGAAAAUGCAACAAACAAGCCAAGUUCGGGUAAAGAUGAUGACCUUAAGGAAAGAGCGUCUGAUGUUGUUCCAACAGAGGCUACUUUGGGUAACAAUGAUCAGCAAAUGGGAACAGAAACUACUAAAACACCAACUGGUUUAGAUAUUGAUGGAAAGCAAGCUGGUUCGCCAAAAUAUGAGGAGCCAAAACAGAAAAUAGAUGAGCAGGAGGGGUAAUUACACAUAAUUUAUUGUAAUUCCUAUUUUGGAAA
This is a messenger RNA of Spinacia oleracea (spinach), 1624 nucleotides long. RefSeq lists its product as uncharacterized. Lineage: Eukaryota; Viridiplantae; Streptophyta; Magnoliopsida; Caryophyllales; Amaranthaceae. The record is from RefSeq and is a predicted model, not a curated record. The transcript is spliced from 3 exons. The coding region runs from base 12 to 1184 and encodes 390 amino acids.